Messenger RNA from Tachyglossus aculeatus (Australian echidna), 1059 nucleotides. It is a transcript of the gene LACTBL1, whose product is annotated as lactamase beta like 1. The transcript has 9 exons. The record is from RefSeq and is a predicted model, not a curated record. The coding region runs from base 1 to 1059 and encodes 352 amino acids. Lineage: Eukaryota; Metazoa; Chordata; Mammalia; Monotremata; Tachyglossidae.
AUGGCCGUGGACUGGUGCAGCAUGGAUGGAAGAUGUAAAAGCGGUCUCCUGAAGGACUCCCACUGCGGUGUUGAGGGGUCAACCAUCUGUAAUGGUCCCAAAAGCCAGGAAGCAGCAUGGAAGACUUCGGAAAUGCUGCUCCGGAUGGAACCCUGGAGUUCCUGGCUGCCGGAGCAGCAGCUUCAGCUGCCUGUCUCCCUGGAUGGUGUGAGCCUCAAGCCAGCUGUCCCAGCCACCCAGAUCGAGGAUAAGCUUUCACUCUGGCUCCCCGGCAGUCCCAUAGCUAUCCACGCCAACGGACCGUCAUCAGCCCCGAGUAACUUGGGGGCGGAGGAUGGGAGAGAGGCUGAUCGGGGGCCAAGGAUGCUCACCAUGAAAGGGAGGUGGCUCCCUGUGCUAUCCUGUGGUUUCUUUCUGCUCUCCGUAGUCAUGACUGGAUGUUUCCUGUGGCAGUACCAGAUCGCCAAGAUGGAGUCGGGCCCCUCUGGGAUGGGGGCAACGCCAGCCACAGUGAGGAUGUGUCCCCGGUAUCCGGAGCCCGUCCCUCUGGACCACCCGCUUCCCAUCCUGAGGAAAGCGCUGGAGAAGGUGGAUAGGGUUUUGUGCCAGGCCAGUGAGGCCGGGCCGUCGCCCGGCCACACGGCCAUAUCCGCCAUCGUCAUCUACAAUGAUAUGGUGCUCUGGACCGGGAACUUUGGGAAGAAGAACAGCUCAGACCCCUCUUCGGAGCCCCCCAAUGAGUACACGGUGUACAGAAUCGCCAGUGUCUCCAAGCUCUUUCCCACGCUCAUGCUGUACCAGCUGUGGGAGGAGGGGAAGCUGCGCUCCUUGGAUGACCCCCUGGAGCUCUAUGCCCAGAGCUUCUCCAUCAAGAACCCCCUUGGGGGAUCGCAGGACCCUGGACCUGGAGUCAGUGCCAACGGGCCGGGGUCCCGGCCCCUCCAUCCCUCGUCCGUCACUCUCCGCAGAAUGGCCAGCCAGCUCUCUGGUCCAACCAUUACUCUUCUCAUAGGAACCAAAGCAAUAGAACCCAAAAGAUUCUUGCUGCUGAAGGUGUGA